Molecule: messenger RNA, 2265 nt
Organism: Anthostomella pinea
Lineage: Eukaryota; Fungi; Ascomycota; Sordariomycetes; Xylariales; Xylariaceae
Source: the annotation of a GenBank genome assembly
AUGCUGAAGUCUUCGAUUGAUAGUGGCCAGAGCACCACCAGACGCGACUCAUCCCUGACUUUGUGGAAUCAACCCUCGGAUGCCCCAGAGAUGGACAUCACGAAAUCCGUGGUGCCGGAGACGCCCCAGCACAAGCCGCUUGGGACAGCGCGCCAGCUUCUCGGUGCCAACGAUCGUGACUUCGACUCCCGCUCCAGGGUUAGCAAUGCGAGUGGAGCUGCUGACGAGGCCGAGAUCUACGAUUCUCAACGGAUGCUUCAAGACUCCACCGGCAGACUUCUCUAUGUUGGUGACUCUGCGAGUCUCUCGUAUUUGCAAUGGAUCCGUAUGAUUGUCGAGGAAAUCUCGGGCAAGUCACCAUUCACGGUCGACCCCUUACGGCACAAGAUAUUGGAAAACACCAUCUCGCUUCCCCGGGAGAUUAGACCGACUGGAGUUCUUCCUGACCAACGAACGGCCAACGUCUUGAUAAGCUCUUUCUUCACAAACACCGCAGGUUUCGUCGAAAUAUUCAACCGGCAAGCUUUCCUAGUAUCCAUCGACGAGUGCUAUAAGGACCCGCUCAGCGUUCCCCCGUCUCUACUAUGCCUGCUUUAUUUAGUGUUUGCCAUCGGGCUAGUCAUGGCAGCACCUUUCCCAGGAAGCGACGAGGAGGCCAUAAUUGAUAAGCUUCGGUCCGACACAGAUAUUCGCGCAGAGCUAUUCUUCAGAAAUGCCAAGAGUCUUGCCGAUCCAGUGUCCGGGUUCGAAGAUGCGGAUUUCUGGUCGGUGCAAGCACUGCUUCUAAUGUCUCUCUACAUGCUUGCUAUCUCCAAGCGGAACGCUGCAUAUGCUUACUACGGCAUGGCGGUACGGUCUGCAUUCGCUCUGGGACUGCAUCGACACGAGAGUGGGGUUAUAUUCAAACCGGAGGAGUGUCAAGUUCGGAGAAACGUGUGGAGGACACUCUUCAUCCUUGAUCGGUUUCUUGCGGCUUGCCUUGGCCGGCCAACUGCUAUCUCUGAAGACGACUGCUCAGACACUGCGUUUGAAGCCCCGAGCGCAGGGCCAAUGACUGCUGAGAUCUCCCCAAGGAGUUGCGGAGCCGAAGCGACGCAUCUAGCAGCGCUCGAAGCCGCCGUCAAGAGCUGUCACGUCAUUGGGUUCACUCUGAAAAGGGUGUAUUCGAAGAGGAAAAUAUCGACCUCGGUUGCACAGGAGAUCGCAGACCAUCUAGAGGAUUGGCACAGGGGACUUAUCCCUGCCCUUCAUUGGAGACAACUCCUGAAUGGACGGCUUGAUCCGACACAAGGCAUCGCCGUACUACACACCAAUCUCCUACAUUGCCAUUCGGUGAUGCUACUUACGAGGCCAUUCUUUCUCUACCUCAUCAACAAAGCUGGCGAGCACUGGACAGGCACCAGUCGCAAACCGUCACGUCUUAGCAAGAGAAUGGAAAUAUUCGCUCAGACGUGUAUUGAAGCUUCUCAGCACACGAUAAUCAUCACCCAAGCGGCACUGGAUGGAAAGUAUCUACCCCGGUGCAAUCCCUUUGUCAUACACUGUGUCUUCGCCGCCGCAUUGAUCAUAUUGAGUAACGAGUUUGCGCCGCUGUACCAUAAUCCCGAGGCACACCGUUCGAUAGACAGCGCGAUCUUGAUACUUGGGUUCUGCGCCAACCACAGUGGUACACAUGGAGACGCGCAGGCACGCCGGGUGGCGGGCAUUGUGGAGAACUUCCACAAGGCAAACUUGAACCGUCCACCGGGGGCGAAGAUGCUGUCCCUGCCCGGUCACCAGGCACCCACGCUUGCCACGCUCUCUCAGAGCAGCAACUUCGAUCCUGUGGUGCACUUCUUCCACCAGGGUAUCAAGAAAGAGCAGCGCGAGCAGUUCGCUGCUGCGGUGGCGCCACCUAAAGAACACUCGCUGAUGGCGCCUGCAGUAAUGCCUACGGCGGCGACCAUGCCCUCCAUGAUGCAUCAGGGCAUGCAGCAGCCAAGCCCUGAGGGCAGUGUUUCCCUGAACAGCGGCGGUAUGGCAGUCACAGGUGGUAUGGCGCCAGGGAUCGAGGCUCUGAGUGGCUGUGACGCCGAGUUCGACUUCGACAGUUUAUGGGCCAACUGGCCGCCGGCCUCUGCUGGCGGGAUGGCCCUGCCACCGCCUAUGCACCCUCCCGAUAGCUUUGGUACAUACGUCAUGGGCCAGCCUCACAUACCGCCUCCUACCGGUCCCAUCGUCGGCAACGUGCCACUCUACCCGUCUUCGGAUUUUCGAUGCCAAUAA